Messenger RNA from Sinocyclocheilus grahami, 2766 nucleotides. Its product is annotated as disintegrin and metalloproteinase domain-containing protein 15-like. The record is from RefSeq and is a predicted model, not a curated record. The transcript is spliced from 21 exons. Gene Ontology annotation, molecular function: integrin binding. Gene Ontology annotation, biological process: integrin-mediated signaling pathway; innate immune response. NCBI's taxonomy places the organism in Eukaryota, Metazoa, Chordata, Actinopteri, Cypriniformes, Cyprinidae. Bases 388 to 2697 code for a protein of 769 amino acids.
UGAGAAAUGCGAUUAUACUGCCUCAGUUUAACACUGGCGAGCGGACGGAUUGCGCACUAUGCGACCCUCCUCAUAGAGAAAGCUUAUUCUACAAGGUGAUCAUUAAAGGCGAUGCCUCGGUAUUUCUAAGCGAAAUAGAGUAGCCAUUGUUAUUGCUGGGACUGAACUGAGGUUUUCAGCAGGAUGUGGGUUGCCCAGAAUCCACACUGGGCCGAGGACGCGUUCAGAACGGCCUGCAGUUCUGCCUCCAGCAGCAGGUGAAUGGCCAGGUGCGCCUUCACGUGUGACAUCUUCUGACCACGGGCCGUCUUAGCGCGAUACGCGUGACUGUUUUUAACAAGUGUACUGAUUCGCUUCUCUACUUGAAUUCAAAGAAGAGACAGCUCAAUGCGUCACUGGACCAUGAAGCACCAUCAUCAGUUGUUCAGGUGUUUUUGGCAAACUCUCGUCACUGUUCUUCUGUUUGAAGGCACCCCGCUCGUGAUGUUCAGGGGGACCCUAACGCUGACCCUAAACAGGGAUGACAGCAGCUUCACACGGAUAACUCACGCCUUUCACAAUGUCACAAGUCAUAGAAGAGAACUGAAGCCUCUGGCAAAGACAAGGCCGUUUGCUUUUGUUAAUGGACUUAGGAGAAGCCUGAGUGAUGUUUUACAGAAUGGUCACCCUGACAGAUUGCUAUGUGGUUUACAAGUGGGAAGCAGCUUGUAUGUCUUGGACCUGGAGAAAAACCAAGAUCUUUUGCCAAAGCUGCCUAACGUGUUCUACUAUCUGCCAAAUGGAACUGGGGUAUCCAUGAAGGAGAACCUAGUGACGCAUUGUUACUAUCAUGGUUCAGUGCAAGGUUACCCUCAGUCCCGUGUGGUACUCAGCUCCUGCUCUGGGUUACGGGGAGUGAUAGUCAUUAACGCCACACUGAGCUUUGAGCUGCAUCCUGAGGAAGAAAAGCAUGAAAAAGAAGAGGAAGGGAGUGGAGAAAUGGAAGAAGGAUGGAUGCAUGUGAUCUACCCGACAUAUCUGCAAACAUCCGAGUCUAGAGAUUGUGGAGUGUCACAUACCUCUAUUCCUCCCAUUCAGAUCACCCCACACACACACAGGAGUAAGAGAGACAUUCUCUCAGAGAUCAAAUAUAUUGAGCUGGUGCUGGUGGCGGAUCAUAAAGAGGAAUGUAGUGACCCUUGCUGCAAUGCCAGCACGUGUAAACUGGUUCCUGGGGCCCAGUGCUCUUCUGAUGGCAUCUGCUGUGAGAACUGCAAGCUGCGUGUGGCCGGGUCGGUUUGUCGGGAGCCGUUGGGAGAUUGUGAUUUGCCGGAGUACUGCACUGGCACUUCGCCCUACUGUCCUCCUAAUGUGUUUCUGCAGAACGGAGAGUCAUGCAAGGAUGGGUCCUCGUACUGCUACAGCGGCGUGUGUGCCAGUCUGGACGAGCAGUGCCAAAUGCUCUGGGGACCGAACUCCACCCACGCUCCACCGAUCUGCUUCUCCUCUGUGAAUAAGCAGGGUAAUAAAUAUGGAAACUGUGGCCAGAUGCCCAAUGGUUCCUACAUCCCCUGUUUGAAAUGGAAUGUGCAUUGUGGUAGGAUCCAGUGUCAGGGUGGAAAUGAGCGUCCUCUGCUGGGCUCCAACGUUGAGAUUCUGACCACAACGGUCAAACUGAACCAGAGUGACUUUACCUGCCGGGGUGCCUAUUUUAAUCUGGGUGAUGAUGUUUCAGACCCAGCCAUGGUGUCACAGGGGACGGCCUGUGGCCCCAACAAGGCAUGUGUAGACCAAAAGUGCCGGGACGUGUCCAUGUUUGGUGUUGAGGAAUGCCACAGGAAGUGCAAUGGCCAUGGGGUGUGUAACAGUAAUAAGAACUGUCACUGUGAUGAAGGCUGGGCUCCUCCUGACUGCAGAUACUCUGGAACCGGUGGCAGUGUGGACAGCGGCCCUGCACGAGAGCCCAGAGAUUCAGAUCCUGCGCGGGUGGCUCUGCUGGUCAUUUUCCUGUUUGUGUUACCGGUCUCGCUGCUGUUUGUCGCACUCCGCUUCCCGCGCUGUCGACGAGGCCUUGUGUACCUCGGCCACACCCCCUUCAACAAGAGCCGACAGAGCCGUGGGGUCUCGGUGGCCUAUAUUGAAUACUGUGUGAAAGAGGAAAACCAGAGGACUCCUGCCAUGGAGCUUGCAAAUGCUCGAAAUGGAGAUCAGGUGCAACCGCUCAGGUACCAGUGGCCCCACCAGAGCGACAUCCCUCUCACCCAGGCUAUCAGCAAGGUCCAAAACAGGCCUGCUGCUCCAACUAAACCUCUUCCACCUGAUCCUGUCAUUAAACCUGCUCAGUUGGCGGGUCAUUGGCCCGCUCCUCCCACCAAACCCCUCCCUCCUGACCCCAUCCCCUCAGAGAGCAAGAUGCAGUGCAAGCCCACAGGAACACGACCGGCUGCACCAAGCAAGCCUCUCCCACCUGACCCUGUCCUCUCUACCAGCCAGAACCCUGUUCCCCCCAAACCUCCAGUUCCCAAGAAACCACUGCCUAUGGAUCCUUCAUCCCACCCUCAUCCACCCCCACUGCUGGGACAUCCAGGACCCGCCACAUCUUCAUCAUCUCACUCACGUAACCCUGCAUCAGCUGCUGCUCCUGCCAGACCUGCCCCUCAUCCGCCUUUACGGAGACAGCAGUACCCUGGGAAACCCCACGCUCCUCACCAAGUAUAGUCAGGAAGGAAGUGCUGGCCCAGCCGCAAAUUUAUGGACUACGCUUUUUUUUUUGUCUUGUUUAAUGGU